CCUCACAAUAGUCUUAGUACUCUUAGUACAUCUUCAAGUUUUCCAGUGGAAGUGAUAGAUUGGCUUCUUCAGUGUCAUAAAGUGUGUGUGCGUGAAAAAAAAAUGGCAAUUUCAUCAACGACCGAUUGGUCAAAAAUUCGCUAUAUCAUGUUUGUUUUAUUUUUCAUAAGUGCCCUUUUGGCCUCAACGGUCGCAACAGGAUUGACAACAUCGGGAAAACAAAAACGCCAAUUGUUUCGCGAACAUCUCCUUCCACAACAUGGGGGUAAAAUCCCCGACGGAGCCUUCGACCCUAGUCGUAUAAGUUUGAACAAAUUAAGCCAGAAUGGGAUUUUUAGCCCCGACGGCUACCACAUUGCCCAAAGACACCCCGACCGACACCACAACCCUAAACAGUACCUCCCCAACACCCUGAAGGUGCAUCAAUAUCCAGAAAACAGAUUUGUUGCUCCGCAUGGGCAACAUCACGAUCUACAAACCAUUGAUACCACCUACCUCAUACGUGAACCAGUACAAUACCCUUUGUUCCCUCCCUUAAAAUAUUACCCCUCUUUGCCGUUUUAUCCACAGUAUUCUCUCAAAUUGCUACGGCAUUUUAAAUAUGACAAAGUUAAUGACCAUCACGACGGCUCGUGGAACGAAAUUGAAUUGCCAGCUAAGCAUCAAACAUACGAGGGCUAUGCUGUAGCCCCUAAGCUCCGUCAGCACGAAAAAGAGCAGCAGCAGGACUUCAGCAAAAUCCCGGGAAUCCCCGGAAAGGACUACCCCCUUUUCCAUUCAGUCCCCCCAACUAGCUUUUCAUGCAAGCACGUUCCUGCUCAUCCUGGGAUUUACGCCAACGUUGAAACAGGCUGCCAAGCUUAUCACGUCUGUCACGAUGGCCGCGAGGGUGAACAAGGAGCCUCUUUCCUUUGUACAAACGGAACCAUUUUCAACCAAGCUGAGUUUGCUUGUGAUUGGUGGUACAAUGUGAACUGCCACGAAGCCCCUAAUUUGUACAGACUUAAUUUGGACCCUACGAAAAACCCCUACGUGCCCAAACCAAAACCCGAAGAGGAGCUCCAUUUUGUGCCCGUUCAGAAAUAUUAAUGUUUUGUAAAUAUUUCGUUUAAAUAAAUUAUUGUACA
This is a messenger RNA of Tribolium madens (black flour beetle), 1127 nucleotides long. RefSeq lists its product as uncharacterized. Bases 103 to 1089 code for a protein of 328 amino acids. Gene Ontology annotation, molecular function: chitin binding. The transcript is spliced from 5 exons. NCBI's taxonomy places the organism in Eukaryota, Metazoa, Arthropoda, Insecta, Coleoptera, Tenebrionidae. Gene Ontology annotation, cellular component: extracellular region. The record is from RefSeq and is a predicted model, not a curated record.